Messenger RNA from Maudiozyma saulgeensis, 465 nucleotides. Lineage: Eukaryota; Fungi; Ascomycota; Saccharomycetes; Saccharomycetales; Saccharomycetaceae. The record is from the annotation of a GenBank genome assembly.
AUGGUUAAAGCUGUCGCUGUCUUAAGAGGUACUGCUGGUAUUUCAGGUACUGUUUAUUUUGAACAAUCUGCUGAAGAUCAACCAACAACAAUUUCUUAUGAAAUUACUGGUAACUCUCCAAAUGCUUUAAGAGGUUUCCAUAUUCAUGAAUUUGGUGAUGUUACUAAUGGUUGUGUUUCAGCUGGUCCACAUUUUAAUCCAUUCAAAAAGACUCAUGGUGCACCAACUGAUGAAAAUAGACAUGUAGGUGAUAUGGGUAACGUUCAAACUGAUGAUAAUGGUGUUGCUAAAGGUACUAUUACUGAUAACCUAAUCAAACUAUUAGGUCCAAAUACUAUUAUUGGUAGAUCUGUUGUUGUUCAUGCAGGUCAAGAUGAUUUAGGUAAAGGUGGUAAUGAAGAAUCUUUAAAGACUGGUAAUGCUGGUGGUAGACCAGCUUGUGGUGUUAUUGGUUUCACUCAUUAA